UGUAAAAUCUGUUUCAAAAUAAAACAUGGGACAUGUGUGCUGUCGUUGGGAACUCAGGGAUUCUGACCAACAUCAGCUGUGGAGAGAUGAUCAAUUCAGCUCAGUUUGUUAUCAGGCGAGAACGUUGUCAAGUUUUGGGGACUGAAAGAUUGAUGACGGUAUUAAUUGACAGAAUGAAUUUUUUCAGGUGCAACUUACCUUCUUUGGGAAAAGCCUAUGAAAAACAACAUGUGGGCGUCAAGACUGAACUGACAGCCAACCCAUCCAUUAUAUUGAAAAAGUACGGAGAUCUAACAGGGUGUCGGUGUCCAUUUGUGGAGAGUCUGCUUAUCUACGGCAAGUCCCGCCUACUUCUUCCUGCCUUCACCUUUGCUCAUGACGUUCCUAGAUGCCUUCGAGCCGUAUACACGGCUGAGGACCUUGGCAGUCUUGUACAGCCUGUCUUCUUAAACCCUGACUACAUCAGGAGUCUCAAACUCUUCUGGCGCUCCCGAAGCCAUCAGAAAGGUGCUCUCAGCACGGGCAUUAAGAUGGUUAGCAUGGCACUGGAAAACUGUGCCAAUGUGCAUCUGUACGGAUUCUGGCCCUUCAGUUUACACCGAUUUGAACUAAAUGCUGUGAAUAACCACUACUUUGAUAAAACCAAAGCUAGCUGGAUACUCCACUACAUGCCGGAUGAGUUUGACCUCUUGUUGUGGCUGCACAGUCCAGGGGUGCUCAGGAUUCAUCUAGGAAAAUGUUGACUAAAAAAGAAUUAGCUCCCUGAACCGUUGUUUUGGCUUGGGAAAGCUAUCAUCAUUAUUAUUAGAAAAAUAUUACCAGUAAAAAAAAUAGAAGUUUAAGUAGUCCAUUUCUAUCAAAAAUAGAAAACUGAACAAAUCUAAAAAAUAUAUUACAAAAAUGCAGCAAAAAAUGCCACACAAUUAAGUUUAUUCCAGAAAAUGCCCACAAACAUUAUGUUUCCAAUCUUGUGACUGUUGUACAAACUUUAACUGUUGUCUUAAAUUAGGAAUGUGGCCUUACCCCAACUGUAAGUUUUGUUACAUCUGACUUAAAUAACAUUCCUUAAACAGUCGUAAACAUGCACCUUUUUAUAUGGUAUGAACUUUUAAGAGCAGAAUCAAUUAGGUUCAUUCGAAAUAGAGAAUCAACAUCACAUUUGUUUAAAACCAAAUCAUUCCUUUUUUUUAUGGGCCAAAAAAGUUUGUCACUAUAGGAAUGUAACUACUUCAAUCAAAAUGCUAAUAUGAAUAUAGUUGAACUAAAUGUGGAUCACACCUCCCCCUACAUUGCUUGUUUGAAGUCCAGUCCAAUCAAGAACACUUGUAUUAUGUUUUUUCCGUUAACUUUGCCUAAAUAGGUCCUAUUUAGGCAAAGGCUCAUACCCCUAAUUUAUCUCACUUAAAAAUGUUCUAUAAAUAAUUGUGGUUUAAAAUGAGUAUUAAACUAAUUGCUACAUAAUUAUUACUAGUUAUUCAACUUGAUGUAGGAUUUGAAAGAAAGAUAAAGUUGAAAAAUCUUUACAGCACCGGCAAACUUUUAGAAAAUUAGACUUUUAGUUAAGGACUGACAUCCUGUAACAGAUAUGCGCCUAUUCCAGUGACAAAUUGUAUUAACUUUUGUGUUUUGCACUGUAUGUUAAAUAUGAAAUGUAUGUUAAAAAGAAAGGUCUUUAAAUAAAAGUGGUGGACUACAAGUACAAAA
This is a messenger RNA of Eleginops maclovinus (Patagonian blennie), 1704 nucleotides long. RefSeq names its product alpha-N-acetylneuraminide alpha-2,8-sialyltransferase-like. Gene Ontology annotation, biological process: oligosaccharide metabolic process; N-glycan processing. Lineage: Eukaryota; Metazoa; Chordata; Actinopteri; Perciformes; Eleginopidae. The record is from RefSeq and is a predicted model, not a curated record. Gene Ontology annotation, molecular function: alpha-N-acetylneuraminate alpha-2,8-sialyltransferase activity.